AUGGCAGCUCCAGGCGAAUCUUACAUUGCAGCCUUUCCAUCAAUGCCGAAGCCUUAUAUUUCCUAUGGCUUGACAUUUGAAAAGGCUUGUGCUCACCAUGCUGAGAACACAUUCCAUGCCUCGCACAUUUACAUCGUUGUGUCCAAUUCUAUUAGCAAGACCGAGGCAUUUACAGCCCUUCAGACAGCCCUUGCCAACAAGAUUGUUGGAGUUCGCUAUGGCAUUCUCCCACAUACUCCUUUAGAGGAUGUGCUAGCGCUAGCUGAUGAUCUGAAUGCAAAGAGCCCAGAUCUUAUCAUUACUCUUGGGGCAGGAUCAAUCUCAGAUGGUGUGAAGCUAGCUCGCCUCUUCGCGGCGAACAGGGUGUCAGACACAGGAAGAGCAUACGAGAUCUUUGACAAAUGUAUCGUAGAUCUUUCUAACCUAGUUACGACCGCCGUCGGUGUUAAACCGGCGACUAUUCCUGUUAUUAACGUGCCAACGACCCUGUCGGCCGGUGAGUUUACUCCGGCCGGCGCGGCAACAAACAUGCAAACAUUUGAAAAGAGGAACCUGAUCCACGAGUCCGUAAUAGCCGACAUUAUCGUGUUCGACCCCGCGCUGACAGUGUCGACCCCGGAAUUGACCGCCGAACUUCCCAACGCCCUUCGGAGCCUGUUGGCGGGCUUGCUGAAAACUAAUCAGAAGUGGGAUGAUCUUGAUGCGCGCUUGCAGACGCAGCUCGCGCUCAAGACUUCUGUUAAAUCCUUAUCUUGCGGUAUGGGCGCUAGCCAUGGUAUAGGACACCAGCUUGGUCCGAUGGGUGUGGGGCACGGCGAGACAAGCUGCAUUAUGCUUCCGUUCGUGAUGAAGUACAACUGGGACCACGGCGACGGAACGGUUCGAGACUCACUCCGAACGGUAGCAUCGGCGUUCUGGGACGAGCCAGCCGUCUUCGAGGCCCUCGGCUUAAAGGAGGUGGACAGAGACUCCACCAACCCGGGAGACCUGAUGGCAGCAUUUAUCAGCGCCCUAGGGUUACCGCGGAGCCUGAGCCAGUUCGGUAUCGGAAACGAUAAAUUUGAGCUCCUAGCGGAGAACUCCUUAACAGAUCCGUGUACACUUGUCAACCCAGUGAAGCUUGACAAAGAGAAAAUCGUCGAGAUACUUCAGAUGGCAGCCUAGGGGGCAAUGGUCUAUUGUCCAGACAUCUUGUUAUGAGCUAUUUGUAACUUUAUCACUUCACCGAUCAGGCAACUAUAAUCUUAAGGAAGCCAUACAUAUGCAAUGUUGGUCCAGUAUGGAUUUCAGGUGAUGGCUAAGUACAUGAAUAGUGAAAUUCUAGGUCCUGAAAACAUCAACAUACACACAUAAUCAACUACUUAUACGCCUGUAUCUAGAAGGGGCGAUUGUUUACUACUAACUGCCUACGGGAACAUAAAGUUAACAGGAACAUUACAGUGGCAUACGAUCAGACA
This is a messenger RNA of Daldinia decipiens, 1457 nucleotides long. Its product is annotated as Dehydroquinate synthase-like protein. The transcript is spliced from 3 exons. Bases 1 to 1164 code for a protein of 387 amino acids. Lineage: Eukaryota; Fungi; Ascomycota; Sordariomycetes; Xylariales; Hypoxylaceae. Gene Ontology annotation, cellular component: mitochondrion. Gene Ontology annotation, molecular function: alcohol dehydrogenase (NAD+) activity; metal ion binding. The record is from RefSeq and is a predicted model, not a curated record.